AUGCCGGAGCCGGGACAAGAGCCCUGCAGCAACACUACCACCCAACCUCCCCAGCCGCCGCCGCCGCCACCCCCACCGCCUCCUCCGCCGCCGCCGCCUCCUCCACCGCCACCACCCAAGGACUCCCCCUUCUCCAUCAAGAACCUGCUCAAUGGAGACCACCACCGGGCUCCCCCAAAGCAGCAGCAGCCCCCAAGGACGCUCUUCGCCCCGGCCUCGGCUGCUGCGGCUGCUGCGGCCGCGGCUGCUGCCAAAGGGGCCUUGGAAGGCGCCGCCGGCUUUGCGCUCUCGCAGGUGGGCGAUUUGGCUUUCCCCCGCUUUGAGAUCCCGGCGCAGAGGUUUGCGCUACCGGCGCACUAUCUGGAGCGGUCUCCAGCCUGGUGGUACCCCUACACCCUGACCCCCGCGGGGGGACAUCUACCCAGGCCAGAAGUGGCCGAGAAAUCCCUUCUGCGAGACUCGUCCCCUGCUUCGGGCACAGACAGAGACUCCCCCGAGCCGCUACUUAAGCCGGACCCGGACAAGGAGCUGGACUCCAAGAGCCCGGACGAGAUCAUCCUAGAGGAGAGUGAUUCGGAGGAAGGCAAGAAGGACGACGCGUCAUCUGGGGCCGGCGCUGGGGCAGCCGGGCAGGGCGGCGAGGACUGGAAGAAACGAGCUGACAGCCCGGAGAAAAAGCCUUGCCGGAAGAAGAAGACGCGCACGGUCUUCUCCCGGAGCCAGGUCUUCCAGCUGGAGUCCACGUUCGACAUGAAGCGCUACCUGAGUAGCUCCGAGCGUGCUGGCCUGGCCGCCUCCUUGCACCUCACAGAGACCCAGGUGAAGAUCUGGUUUCAGAACCGCCGGAAUAAGUGGAAGCGGCAGCUGGCUGCCGAGCUGGAAGCGGCCAACUUGAGCCACGCAGCCGCGCAGCGCAUCGUGCGGGUGCCCAUCCUCUACCACGAGAACUCAGCUGCCGAGGGCUCCGGCGCGGCCGGGGCCCCAGUGCCAGUCAGCCAGCCGCUCCUCACCUUCCCCCACCCGGUGUACUACUCUCACCCAGUCGUCACAUCGGUGCCAUUGCUGCGGCCGGUCUGA
Messenger RNA from Phascolarctos cinereus (koala), 1077 nucleotides. RefSeq names its product H6 family homeobox 3 (gene HMX3). Gene Ontology annotation, cellular component: nucleus. Gene Ontology annotation, biological process: regulation of transcription by RNA polymerase II. NCBI's taxonomy places the organism in Eukaryota, Metazoa, Chordata, Mammalia, Diprotodontia, Phascolarctidae. Gene Ontology annotation, molecular function: RNA polymerase II transcription regulatory region sequence-specific DNA binding; DNA-binding transcription factor activity, RNA polymerase II-specific. The record is from RefSeq and is a predicted model, not a curated record.